Molecule: messenger RNA, 991 nt
Organism: Porites evermanni
Lineage: Eukaryota; Metazoa; Cnidaria; Anthozoa; Scleractinia; Poritidae
Source: the annotation of a GenBank genome assembly
AUGGGAAAAAAUCUAAAUCCAACAAGUGCCCAACGUAUUGCAAGAUCAACAUACAACACAUACUUGUUGGUGAAGAACUUUGACUACCAAUGUCAGGUUGCACCUCAAGUUUUAAGCCAUAGUAAAGUGGGUAGAGACAUGGAUAAGUACUCCUUUAACAUCACGUUUUCACUGGUGUCGUCGUUGUAGUUGCUCAAGCUUCCUAAAACUUACAUUCACCGCUCCUCCCCACAUGAUAAGCACUGUAACGUGCUAUCAUAGUCAAUCAUCCGCAUACCAAUGCAUUUAGUGUGCUGCUAUUGAGUGCAGUUGUUGCAUUUUACCAUCCCUGUUUGCUUUGUCGACUUGCAAAGGUUACAAAGAGUGCUUCAUCUUUGAAAUGCAAGCUUCCUCUUGGUACCUCUACCUGCUAGUGAAAGAAAAUGGAAAAAAUGUUUUUAAAAACCAGUUUGCAUUUUUUAAGCUGUGUUGCUUUAUGCGCUUGAACACGGAAAUUUAAAUAUUAAAUGUUGCGCUAGAUGCUAAGGUUAUAAAUCGGCUUCUUAGUAAGCGUACCAAGUUCAUUUUUUCCAGAAAAAACGUUACGUUACUGGCAUACGAAAUGUGGCGAGUUCCAUAAUGAACACUCUUAAGUCAAAGUGUAGAGAAAAGAUAGGGAAUUUGUAAAUUCUUUGCCAAUGAAUCAACAUAGGCCGUACGUUCCUCAAAGUUGUACAUGUUAAAUUAAGUAAUAACAUUGUAUCAACUUACACACUCAUUCAUUUCACUGUACAAACAGAGAACAGAGAGCCUUUGUAAGUUAGAGAAUGCUAAAGUAGUACGUGGAAUACCUGAACUUGAUGCAUCCCCCAAUGUUGAUGAUGGUGUAGGCUCAAAGACCAGACUUAAGGGAACGGUGGAAAUCAAGGUUACAUUAGCCAACAUGCUAGCGUAUGCCAUUCUGGUCAAAGUAUGGGCAUUCUGCUUAAACAAUAGAUUUGAAAAGAACUGA